Molecule: messenger RNA, 2925 nt
Organism: Acanthopagrus latus (yellowfin seabream)
Lineage: Eukaryota; Metazoa; Chordata; Actinopteri; Spariformes; Sparidae
Exons: 4
Coding region: 336-2633 (765 amino acids)
Source: RefSeq, a predicted model, not a curated record
AGAAGAAGCAGAAGAGGAAGAAUAAACCGAAGAAAAGAAGAAGAAGAAGAAAAAGAAGAAGAAGAAGCAGAAGAGGAAGAAUAAACCGAAGAAAAGAAGAAGAAGAAGAAGAAGAAAGAAGAUGGCGUCGUGUCUCCUCCGGGCCGCGGGGGGCAGCAGCACCGCAGUACCGCGGCUCCUGUCUCUGAUGUCGGUUCUGGUCGGAGAGUUUUCGGCUCGACUCGACACUGAAACUCUUCAGACUCUUUAACAGAGAAAACUCUGAGCAUGUCGUCAGAACCGAGCCGUCACCGCUGAGGUUCGUUUCUGGAUCUGGAGUGGCGGGAAAAUUCAAGAUGUUUGCGAUGAUCCAGGAGAGCGAGGAGGAGCGGAGGGAGGUGGGCUGCCAGUGGGAGAGUCCGGAGGAGGAGCGGAGGGAGGUGGGCUGCCAGUGGGAGAGUCCGGAGGAGGAGCGGAGGGAGGUGGGCUGCCAGUGGGAGAGUCCGGAGGAGGAGCGGAGGGAGGUGGGCUGCCAGAGCGACUCAGCAGAGAGGAGAGACGCUGCUGUCCAGGUGGACCUGCUGAAUCAGCAGCUCAGCUGGAGACACACAGGUGUGUGUGGCGUGGCGUGGCGGUGUGUGUCUGUCAGAGCAGAUGAACCAGGAGGGGGUGCUCUGCUGCAGCACUGCAGGACACACCAUGGCCCCCCACUCAGACACACUCCGCUACCCACAAUGCCUCUGUUCCAAUCGCCUGCACCGCCAGAGACCACCUCGUUACCCAGCAUGCCUCUGUGUGAGCCGCUUCUCCUGCUGCCCCCUGCAGAUGUCUCAGCUCCUCCUUCUGGACUUAUCGCUCCUCUGAGCCCCCACCUGGCUGAGGAGGUAGAGGUGGAGGUGGAGGGUGGAGUUAUUGACACAGAACAGGUGCGAAGGCCGAGGAGGAAGAGGGUCGGUCCACCAAUCAGAUAUCUGCUAGAGUCUGAAGGACAGUCACAUGGCCUGUCAGUGGCCAAUCACAGCAGGGGAAUGACGGUGAUAGAGAAGGAGGAGGAGGAGAAAGAGGAGGUGGAUGUGGAUGGAGUUAAACCUGUGAAAACAGCGGACACAGAGCAGGCAGGGAGGCCGAGGAGGAAGACUGUCGGUCCACCAAUCAGAUAUCUGCUUGAGUCUGAGGAGCAGUCACAUGGCCUCUCAGUGACCAAUCACAGCAUAGCAAGGGGAGCAAAGGUGAAAAUGAAGCCAGGGAGGCUGAGGACAGAGCACCAGGAGGAGGAGGAGAGGAGAGGGGUGGAGCUCUGUCAGGUGUGUGGUCUGACCUUCACCUGUGAGUCGUCCCCGCAGCUCCACCUGUCCGUCCACAGAGCAGGAAGCUGCAUCACCAACGCUUCACUUCUGCACCAUCACCACCACAACAAACAGGAGGUGAACACCAACAGUGAUGGAGAGAGGAUGGAAAGGAGAGACGAGGAGGAGUUGAAGACCCUCCUCCCUGUUCCCACAAAGGCUUCUGAUUGGCUGAGAUGCAGAAAGCGUAUGCGCAGAAAUCCGCGGUGGUGGGUCGACUUCUGCACUACAAUGAGGAGGAGACGGCAGGAGCGAGCUGGAGUGUGCGGGAGGAAGAGGAGGAGGUGUCGAGAGGAGGAGGAGCAGGAGAAAGGAGGAGGAGGAGGUGGGGAAGAAAAGGUGGAGGAGCAGCCUCAGAGGCCGAGGAGGACCAGGGUCGGCCCACCAAUCAGAUACCUUCUGGAGUCAGAAGAGCUGUCACAUGGGCCAAUAACAACCAAUCAGGGCAGACCAAGGGGAUGGAGGGAAGGUAGAAAACCACAGAAGAAGAUCAAUGCUGAGGGCGGGGCGUCAGAGAGACACAAGACCCUCCUCCCAGCGUCCAAGAAAGCUACUGAUUGGCUGAGACACAGAGAGCUUGUGCGCAGAAAUCCACAGUGGUGGGUCGACUGCCGAGCCACGAUGAAGAGGAGACGGCAGGACAGGGAUGGAGCGAGGGGGAGGAAGAGGAGAAGGUGCAGAGAGCAAGAGGAGGACACCGAGGUAAAGGAGGAGAUAAAGGAGGAGAAGGUGAAACAAGUCUGUCUGAAGGAGGAGGGAGGAGGCGAGGAAGACAAGGGAGGAGAAAACGAGGCUGAGGAGGAGAAGAGACAGACAGAGGUGAAAAAGGAGGAGGAGCACCCUCAGAGGCCGAGGAGGACGAUGGUUGGCCCUCCAAUCAGGUACCUGCUGGAGUCAGAGGAGAUGUCACAUGGGCCGCCAACAGCCUAUCAGGACAGAGCGGGGGAUUUUAAAGAGGGUAGAAAACCACAGAAGAAGCGCAAGGUGGGGGGCGGGGCCUUAGGUGAUACAGCAAUGACUGACAGGCCUGAGGACACAGACAGGCAGGUGGAGAGACAGAUGGGUCUGACCAAUCAGGACAGAUUGGAUGGACCCAAUGAAAGAGGAGGAAGUCCAAACAAGGUUAUGAUUCACAAGGAGGCUAGGGGCGGGGCUUCGGAGAUGACUGACAGAGCUACACCUGUCUCAGACAGACAGACGGGUUCAUACAGACGGUCGUACCUGGUGUACAUCAACCUGCAGAGCAGUCAGGUGACCGUUCUCUCCCCCUGCUGUGUCAGACUGCAGCGGCUCCCUCUGAUUGGUUGACUGUGUUAUUAACAUGUGAUACAUGUUUGUAUCUGAUGUGAGAACAGCUGAAUGGUCCUUUAAACUGUCAUGACAAGAUGAAAGGAUAAGAUUUACCUCAUUGUUGUGGCUUUGUUUUUGUUAAUCCAGAGUUCGUUUUUAUUAGUUUCUUUGACACCAACAUCCCCACGCCACGCUGCGCCUCGCCACGCUGCGCCUCACAUCGCCGCGGCACGCUGCGCCACACACCUGACCUGAGCACAUUAACACCACACUUUAUUUUGUUUUUAUUAAAGGCAUGUAUUUGUGAUCA